AAACCCCCAGUUUAUUGAAUACUGCGAGUGAAGUAAUAAUUAUAAAAAUUUUAUUUAAACUCUAUACAUAGAUACAUCAUCAAAACAAACAUUCAUCUUAAAUUUAGAAAAAUAAAUUAAAAAAUGAAGUAUACCGUUACUUUUGUGUUUAUUGUUGCUCUUGUAAAUUUGGUAUCCUGUCGUCCAACUUUCGAUAAAAUUGCCGAAGUUUUGCUCGAUGCUGUACUAACCGAUACACCAAACUCUAGAUAUCCACCAGGAUCUGGUGCAUAUCAACAGGGCUACCAUCAACAUCAUCAUGAUCACCAUUAUUACGGAAACAGUGUCCAACCUGGCGGCUACUAUCAGCAUCCUAAUGGAGGUUACUCUGGUUCCCAGCUAAAUUAUUAUCCCUCGCAAGCCACGUAUGCGCACGCACCUCCUUAUGCUCAGGGGCCAUACUCUCAUCACCCCUACCCCUAUUCACAGGGACCCCACUCAAACGGAAAUUACGGAAGUUACCCAAAUCCCGGGGCGGCUUUCUCAAUGGGUGCUUCUGUCGAAUACCAACCAUCAGAAUAUGAACGGCAUCGGUCUUAUAAGACACAAGGGUACUAAAUGUAGAGACGACCUGCAGCCUUAAAUUUUAAAAAGUUAUUUAUUUAUGUUCAUAUACAUAUAUGUUAUGCAUUUUUUAAACUUGAAAUAAAGUAAACCAUUUACAUA
This is a messenger RNA of Rhagoletis pomonella (apple maggot), 705 nucleotides long. RefSeq lists its product as uncharacterized. The record is from RefSeq and is a predicted model, not a curated record. Bases 124 to 597 code for a protein of 157 amino acids. The transcript is spliced from 2 exons. NCBI's taxonomy places the organism in Eukaryota, Metazoa, Arthropoda, Insecta, Diptera, Tephritidae.